Papaver somniferum (opium poppy) is the source of this 954-nucleotide messenger RNA. RefSeq lists its product as uncharacterized. The transcript is spliced from 3 exons. The record is from RefSeq and is a predicted model, not a curated record. Bases 1 to 954 code for a protein of 317 amino acids. Lineage: Eukaryota; Viridiplantae; Streptophyta; Magnoliopsida; Ranunculales; Papaveraceae.
AUGGACACUCCAAAGAAGAUCCACCAACUUGAAGCUGGAGGUGGUAACCAAGAAAAUGAGAUGCCAAAAUUAACCCUUUCUGAAACCAGUUCCCCAGACGAAAAUGAUUGUGGACCGAAAUUGGGUUACAGUACCCAGAUAUCUGACUCAAAUCAAGUUGGGAGAUCAAGAUUGGCCAGUCCAACAAGGAAGGUUGAUAGUUGGGGUUGCAGUGGAACGGUGGUCUGUACAGCUAGCUCGAGGGAGAAGAAUACCGCUGAUUCCCCAGGAAGAGAAAGUGUAGAUCUCGCGAAUAUACAAUCUUUGAAUACCUUGCAGUCUCUAGGCCAGUCGCUCCAUAUUUUUGAUCGGAAGGGUCUGGUCAUCUACUGGAAUCCGAUGGUGGAGUACCUUUAUGGUUACUCUGCUUCGGAAAUGCUUGGUCGGAGUCCCUGUUGGACAGGGCAGUUCCCUGUCAGGAAUAAACAAGGCCGGCGAUUUCAAGUCAUUGCCACCCACACCCCAUUAUAUGAUGAUUAUGGCACUUUGGUUGGGAUUGUUUGUAUAACUUGCGAGUCCCAGCCCUUUCUUGAGAUUACUUCCUUUUCUGCACCUGCAAGAAGUGACCUCACAACAGUCAAUGGCGUUGAAUCGCAGGGGAAACCUUGGGAAGUUUUGACUGCUUCAGAGGUGUUGAAUCUGACGUCAAGCAAGAUUAAAAAAAUCUGGACGAAGAGUAGAACUUGCGAUAAAAUUAUGAAAUGUGAAUUGCAAGGUGGAAACGGCCCGUAUGUUGAUCAUCACAGUUCCAUUGGAAGUGGUUGUUGGUCUGACAAUGGGGAGCGCUCCCUAGAGGAAGUAUCCCAGGGAAAACAGUUUGGAGAUGAGGGUGAAAGUAAAUUUGGGAUCUGCAAGCUAAUAUGUUGUAAGGCGAAGGAGAUAUCAUGGCCAUGGAAAAGAAGAGCGCAAAAUUGA